Messenger RNA from Williopsis jadinii, 2095 nucleotides. RefSeq lists its product as uncharacterized. The transcript has a single exon. NCBI's taxonomy places the organism in Eukaryota, Fungi, Ascomycota, Saccharomycetes, Phaffomycetales, Wickerhamomycetaceae. Bases 114 to 1973 code for a protein of 619 amino acids. The record is from RefSeq and is a predicted model, not a curated record.
UCAUCACACGGUUUGGCCUGUGUAUGGGGGGAGCUGAACAGCGCUUAGGGCCACUAGGCGUUGAGCACUGAGGGCCGUAGAGCGGUUGACGCUGUGACAGUGUAAGGGUGACGAUGAUACGGGGUCUUGGAGCACCGGAGAGCGGCGAUUUUGGUGGUGGUGAUGCUGGCGGUGGUGAUGGUGAUGCUAAUGUUGAUGCUGAUUCUCAUCGUGCUAAACGCACGAGAACUCUACGUACGAUGUUCGAGGACCUGCCUGAGGAGCUUGUCGGGCUGGUGUUCACUCACCUCACAAGACUGGACUACUUACAAUUCAGAGUGCUGCGAAGACACCCUCUCUUCGCCAGGUUCGUCAACAGGAGCCACAUGGUUCUACGAAAUACCCCCACAGCUCGCAGAUUCAGAGAGUUACCAGACGUCAGGUAUACACAGCACGUCCAUUUAGCAGAUUCAUUCAUACAGCAGGUACAAAAGUUCAAAGACCACUUGCCCUUGAACGCCGGCGAAUUGACGGUGUUCUUUGAGUUCGACUCUAAAGAGUGGAGCACUAGACGUGUAUUGCACACGAUCUUGGAGUUUUGCCAUUACAAUGGAAUAUACCUGGUUAUCUAUGACGUUGUCGGUGAUGCACUGGAAACCCAUUUGAAGAGCGUUGGGAAGUAUGAGUUUGAACUGAUUCAAAACAACCGAGGAAAUUUCACUUCAUUCAGUAUAGUGAUGGCACAUAGAGCUCCAAAGGCUAAGAUUACGUUGAUGAGAUAUCCAGAAGUUAUGGGACUGGAAUAUAGACCUUGUGAGCAAGUUCACGAUUUUCUAAACAUGAAUGGAGUCGUCUGGAACCAUACCUUGGAAAACUUGAGAGUCUUCAAGUUUUUCCAUCAAUCUCAAAAGGUGUUGAAUUAUUUCCUCGAACGCAAGUUGAUUAUACACAUUAGAGAAUUGGUCAUACUGAUAAGCACACCGAGGGAUUGUAUUAAACAGAGGAACAUUUCCAAUUUGAAACUUCCCAAAUUAAUAAAACUCAAUGUGUUGAGCUUGAACGUUGCGAACUUUAACAACAACGACUUACCGAGUCUGGAAGUGCUCUCCAUCGAGGGACCUCCAUCUAGAGUCAAUGGGUCUUCAAGAGCCUAUGGGUCCAGCCAAAACGUUACCAAGGGAUUAUCCUUCUUGGAUAAUAACCUGCCACGACUGAAGAUACUUGAUAUAUCAACAGACCUCCUGCGGGAUUUUGAAUCCGACAAGUGUCAGCUGAACCAACUCGAGAGGUUUAGACUCGAUACAAAUUUCAUUGGAAUGUACGGUACAAUGGGGUAUUUAUUCAACACUUUUUGUCAUGCAAAGCACAUAAGUUUCAUCCCAAGGGACGAGUCGUAUGCUGCAGAGAUGAUGGAACUAUUCAUGGGCGGGUUGUACGACUGUUCCCAUCUGGAAUCGUUGCUCAUCGCAAACCACACGGAGGAUAAAUGGCUCUGCGAGUUGGAGAAGAAGCAAUUCCCAGCGUUGAGGAGCUUCUACUACUACAACGCAAAGACCACAGUUAAAACCAUGCCACAGCUCAUGGCCCCUAGCCUAGAGCUCCUGGUGUUAUUCAACACCAAGAUUGAGAAAGUGAUAACCAGAGGUUACAGAGGCCCGAUGAAGCUCGUCUACACGCCCACAGACGGCUGCCUGCCGGAUUACUACGCAAACGUCCACUUCAGUGGAGAGAGGUACAUUGUCAGGGACUGCUGUAAUAGCCAAUACUGUAUCGAAUGGCUCCAUCCUCCAACUUAUGACGUCGAUAUGCUAACACGCAAGGAAAACCUCAUAACGUUGGCCAGCAACGAGCCCUUUGAAUUCGGCACCAUCGACCUUCGUUAUCACCUUAGUGAUAACAUCAAGGACAAGUGCGUGCUGAAGGACCCGUACUUGAUCGACUUUGAAGCACAGGAGCCAAUCAACAGGAGAGAACGCAACAUGUGGUGGUACUGAGCUGGCCUCCAUCAACGAGAGACACUAUGAUGGAAGCUGUGAUUACGUAAUAAUUUGCCAUGUUAUUGCUUUGCGUUUUCCCCAAAGCUUAAAUUUCCGGUAUCCGCAGUUACUCAGAAGUU